UAUAAUACAAUCCUACUGGAUUGUGAAGACACACAAAAUAUGCAUACAAUAUACACAGUUCACAUUUCAGCAUUAAGUUCUAUGCAACCUCAGUUUCCCCUGUAUCCUAUAGCAACCAGAGUAACACUUAUUUUAUUUUUAUUUAAAAAAAGGUGUCUGUUGUUUAUAUUGAGUUUUGAGUAAGAUUAUAACAUUUGUGUAAUGACAUGUGGAAGAACAAUAAAAACAAAACAUCUCGCUUUCUUUCCCUCUCCAUCUCUCUGUCUAUGUCUCUCUUUCCCUCUCCAUCUCUCUGUCUAUGUCUCUCUUUCUCUCUCCAUCUCUCUGUCUAUGUCUCUCCAUCUCUCUGUCUAUGUCUCUCUUUCUCUCUCCAUCUCUCUGUCUGUCUCUCUUUCUCUCCAUAUCUCUGUCUAUGUCUCUCUUUCUCUCUCCAUCUCUCUCUGUCUCUCUUUCUCUCUCCGUCUCUCUGUCUAUGUCUCUCUUUCUCUCUCCGUCUCUCUGUCUGUCUCUCUUUCUCUCUCCAUCUCUCUGUCUGUCUCUCUUUCUCUCUCCGUCUCUCGUUCUCUCUCCAUCUCUCUGUCUAUGUCUCCCUUUCUCUCUCCAUCUGUCUGUCUGUCUCUCUUUCUCUCUCCAUCUGUCUGUCUGUCUGUCUCUCUUUCUCUCUCCAUCUCUCCGUCUGUCUCUCUUUCUCUCUCCAUCUCUCUUUCUCUCUCCAUCUCUCUGUCUGUCUCUCUUUCUCUCUCCAUCUCUCUGUCUAUGUCUCUCUGUCUCUCUGUCUAUGUCUCUCUUUCUCUCUCUCUCCAUCUCUCUCUUUCUUUCUCCGUCUCUCUGUCUAUGUCUCUCUUUUCUCUCCAUCUCUCUGUCUAUGUCUCUCUUUCUCUCUCCAUCUCUCUGUCUAUGUCUCUCUUUCUCUCUCCAUCUCUCUUUCUCUCUCCGUCUCUCUGUCUGUCUGUCUCUCUUUCUCUCUCUGUCUCUCUGUCUGUCUGUCUGUCUGUCUGUCUUUCUCUCUCCGUCUCUCUUUCUCUCUCCGUCUCUCUGUCUAUGUCUGUCUCUCUUUCUCUCCGUCUGUCUGUCUGUCUGUCUGUCUGUCUGUCUGUCUCUCUUUCUCUCUCCGUCUCUCUUUCUCCCUCCGUCUCUCUGUCUAUGUCUGUCUCUCUUUCUCUCUGUCUCUCUUUCUCUCUCCGUCUCUCUGUCUAUGUCUGUCUCUCUGUCUAUGUCUUUCUCUCUCUCUCUCUCCCUCUCUCUCAGUAAGCAGAGGUACAUGUUUGCCAACACAUGGAUUCAAAGGCGAGCUGACAAACCAACCAGGAAGUGUCAUAAAACACAAAGUCCUCCUCAAUAAUCCUCCACGUCCUCCCAGAGGACUUCCUGCAGACCUGCCCACCAGCGCCUGUUUCCUGAUCGAUACCCUUCAUCAGAGCGGCACAUUUGGUCUGAACCAGUACCUGAUGCCGUCGAAGCAGAGAGACUGUCGCAGGUUCACUCUGGUCAGCCAGAGCGUGGAGAUCCUGCGGGUGGAGAAGACUCGCUUUGACAAGCUGGUGGACAACACCACCAUGAAGAAGCUGGAGGCCCUGCAGAAAACCUACCCAAGCGACGACGAGCUGUGCACUGUGUUCCUGGAACACAGCCGCUGGAAGGACUACAGACACAGUGUGGUACAGGCCCUGUUCCCCGACCGGGUCACCCCAAUCAGGAGCCCCAGAACCCAGAAGCAGCAGGGCCACUGUGGCCCCAGCCAGGCCCUUCAGCAGACCAGACACGUGGUCAACAGAACCCAGAAGCAGCAGGGCCACUGUGGCCCCAGCCAGGCCCUUCAGCAGACCAGACAUGUGGUCAACAGGCUGAAACAGACAAAGCAGAGGGUUGAGCCAAACAAUAAAAUAAUGAAAUAAAGGAAUAACUGAUGAAUGAAUACAUA
Messenger RNA from Oncorhynchus masou masou (cherry salmon), 1921 nucleotides. Its product is annotated as cyclic nucleotide-binding domain-containing protein 2-like. The coding region runs from base 207 to 1895 and encodes 562 amino acids. The transcript is spliced from 4 exons. The record is from RefSeq and is a predicted model, not a curated record. Lineage: Eukaryota; Metazoa; Chordata; Actinopteri; Salmoniformes; Salmonidae. Gene Ontology annotation, biological process: spermatogenesis. Gene Ontology annotation, molecular function: cAMP binding.